Molecule: messenger RNA, 1086 nt
Organism: Mucor mucedo
Lineage: Eukaryota; Fungi; Mucoromycota; Mucoromycetes; Mucorales; Mucoraceae
Exons: 4
Coding region: 304-1086 (260 amino acids)
Source: RefSeq, a predicted model, not a curated record
AUUCGUCUUUAUUUUUCAAGUUAUGGAUAAAUCAUACAAAAUGAAGAACGAAGCAAACAACUCAUUCUUCCAAUAUUUCUACGAAAAUCAGCAUUUAAGCAAACGCAUACACAGGUCGCCACAAUCACUUUCAGGCAUACUCUUCUAAGGAAAAGUUAUUCCCACGUUCACGGUCUUUUCAAAAAUGUAAAUCUUGACCAUCCCAUCAGUCAAUGGUCUUUCGCAGAAUUGAAAUAUGCAAUCAAUAAAGACAAGCUUUAUCCGAUAAAUGACAACAAAAUCAAAAACACGUAUUUAUCUAUAAUGGAUAGCAUUCAAAGCUCAAGUGAUGUACCGAAUUGCGCAGGAAUAGAGGCUCACCCUGCCUACGGUCUAUUAACAUCGUUAAAAUCACCCGAGACAGAGCCUCAACACAUCAGUUUUAGCAUUACAGCAAGUGGUUCUAGCGUUAUUCAUGCAUUUAAUGAUUUCGGCACAGGGGAAUCCGGCCAUACACUGGACUUGGUAGAUUCAUAUGAUGAGGAAAGCGAUGAAGAGUAUAAGAUCCCAUCAGAUUUGUCAAUCCACCACCAUCCUUACCGUACUUGUGAGUACACACUUACUUUUAACAAAUCAGAUGAGGACAAGGAAAAAGAAGAAGAAGAAGAAGAAGAAGAGGAGGAUGAUGCAACCGAGUUGGAAGAUACUUUGGAGUCAGAGUCAGAAUGGAUGUUAGGAAAUGUCUCUAUAUCUAAUUUAUGUCUCGAUUUUAAGAAAGCAAACCUCAAAUUGGCUACACGCACGGAUCCUGCACAGCUCUCAGAUAUUCGCCUCCUUGCCUUAAAUGAUAUUUACAUAUUUGAUAGAAACUCGACAUUAUCUGUUAGCAAAUAUUUCCCAAGUAAAGUCCAUACAAUGCUCACACCAACCUUAUCAUUCGAUGCCUAUUUCCUCGCGGAAGGACUGGAUUGUUAUAAUUGGUGCAUGGACAUCGAGAUAUCUCGUCCUGCCGAUUGGUUCUCUUCACUGUCAUUGUGCGCUAAAUUUGUCGUAUUUGGAACUUCUCCUACCACCGUAAAACUUAGUCGUGGUAAAUUUACAAUUUAG